Nezara viridula (southern green stink bug) is the source of this 2576-nucleotide messenger RNA. The record is from the annotation of a GenBank genome assembly. NCBI's taxonomy places the organism in Eukaryota, Metazoa, Arthropoda, Insecta, Hemiptera, Pentatomidae.
GUGUUCUGUGAUACCUGUCACAGUAAUGGAAUUCUGUGUCUUAAAUUCGUCAAUUUAACGAAAAUGUUUUAGCUCUCAGAGAGCUGUUUAGACUUAAAAAAAAAAUUGUGAAUUGUCAAUGUAAUUCUCUUUUAUUUCAUCCAAAUACAAUCAGUUGAUUAAAACCAAUGAAUUUAUAUUUUAAAAAGCAUACAUUACAUCUAUUAGUUUUUCGAAUACGUUAUUUAAUUUAACAUGGCAAAAGUGAUUUUCAAUUAUGGUGACAAUUAAAGAAGCUGUAAUAUGCCUCAGCACAACUCAGUUGUUAAAUUUAUUUCCAAAAGAGAAAUAGAUGCUCAAACAUGUAGAGGUCUGCAGAAGAGACUUCAUGUUACUGAGAACCUUAUAAAUCGUUUAGGUCUAGAAAAAGAAUUAGAAGGGCACACUGGUUGUGUCAACUGUUUAGAAUGGGAUUCUAAAGGAAGGUAUCUCGCAUCUGCAUCAGAUGAUUUCCAAGUUAUCAUUUGGGACCCUUUUUUAUAUAAGAAAGUUCAGGUUAUUCCAACUGGACAUCAUGGAAAUAUCUUUUCUGUCAAGUAUAUGCCUGAAACGAAUGACAAUACUAUAGUAACAGGAGCUGGUGAUUAUGAGGUGCGAGUUCAUAACCUUGUUUGUAAAGAAACUACAAGAGUUUGUGUUUGUCAUGCAAGUCGGGUCAAGCGUCUUGCUACAGCACCUGACCAACGUGAAAUAUUUUGGAGUGCAGCAGAAGAUGGCAUCGUUAGGCAAUUUGACCUUAGGGUUAAACAUAGUUGUAUGAAGAAUGAAAAAAAUGUUCUCAUUGAUUUGAGAUCUUAUAUGGGAGAUUAUUAUGUCGAAGCAAAAUGUAUAUCAGUCAAUCCAAUCAGAUCUGAAUUAAUAGCAGUCGGAGUUAAUGAUCCGUAUAUCAGAUUAUAUGACAGGAGAAUGAUAAAGCCUGUGAAGGGACCACUUACGAUGUCAACUUUGUCAGAAGAUAAUCUCCCUCAAGGGUGUGUGCAGUAUUUUGUUCCAGGUCAUAUCCCUUGUCGUAGAGAUCUUACAGAAAGAGAAAUGAGACAGUAUAGCGCUACUUAUGUUACUUUUGGUCCUAAUGGGACUGACUUACUGGUGAAUUUAGGCAGUGAACAAAUUUAUCUUUUUGAUAUCACAAAAAAAUCUAGGAGUCUUCUAAUUAAACUGACAAAUGAUAACAAAGAAAUUUCUGAACCUUUGAAAGGAUAUUGUAAUGGUAUGCGAAUUGAUAACGAAUUGCCUUUGAAACUUAAAGCCCAGUUGCCUGAACAUAUAAAUGCAUUAAAAUUAGCAGGGAACAAUUUAUUUGAAAAAGAACUUUAUUCAAAAUCAAUAAGAAUUUACAACCAAGCAAUCGAAUCAUAUCCUAAUAGUUCAGUAAUCUAUUCCAACCGUGCUGCUGCCUACAUGAAGCGAGAUUGGAUUGGUGAUGUUUAUGCUGGACUUAGAGACUGCUUAACUUCUUUAAGCUAUGAUCCAAAUAAUAUAAAAGCUUUUUUUAGAUUAACAAGAUGUUUGUAUGAGCUGUCAUGGUAUGAAGAAGCUUUGGCGUCAUUAAACAAUUUUAAAGAGAAGUUCCCAUCUCAUGCUAAAAGUGUAGCUUGUGCUGCUUUGGAAAAAGACAUCAAAAACAAAUUAAAGAAUGAAGGAAUAGAGGAUAAUGAUAAUUCUCCUACGGUACGAACUGAAGAGCUGGCAGAUAUCAGUGCCAAAGAAAUGCUGUGGAGAGAAGCUGCCAAAGAUUAUGUUCUCCGAUUUUAUGGUCAUUGUAAUACUACAACUGAUAUUAAAGAAGCCAACUUUUUUGGCAGUGAUGGACAGUACAUCAUUGCUGGUUCCGACGAUGGUUCUAUAUUUAUCUGGGACCGUAAAACUACAAAUAGCAUUCGGAUUCUAAGAGGAGAUUCAUCAAUAGUAAACUGUCUUCAACCUCAUCCUACGUAUUGUAUGUUGGCAACUUCUGGGAUUGAGCAUGUCGUUCGACUUUGGAGUCCUAGACCUGAGGACGGGCAUGAAAACGAUCAGGAGAUAAAGGAGAAAGAUGAAGUUGCAAGUACAAACCAGCUGAGGAUGAGAGCUGAUCCGUUUGACAUGGUGCUUAUGAAUAUGGUGACAUCGAACUCGCAAGGCUCAACCACAUACAACUGUAGAACUAGUUAGCUAUAUUCGAAAGCACAAGAUACAAUUAAUACUUACCUCUUCCUGUCGGGAUUUAAAAAAAAAUAUACUAAAAAAAUUAUUAUUUGUUUAAAAAUUUUUAGGGUGGACAUUCAUCGUUUUUUUUUUCCUUUCUAUUCUAACAUUUGAUUGAGAAGUUUUCUGUUGGCUGCUAUUAGUGCUUUAUCAAAAUAAAAAACAACUAAUCCUUAAUAACUUUUUUUAAAACUAUGAAAGUGUAUAUAUUUCCAACAGUUUUCAAAAGAGUGACUUUUUAUUUGUGUAGAAAAAUUUUUUUAGAUUAACUUAAAUAAAUCAACCAGAACAUAUAAUAUAUAUAUUUAAAUAAUAAGUAUAUUGUGAUAUUCAUUACACAUAAAUCUUUA